Messenger RNA from Scutellospora calospora, 198 nucleotides. Lineage: Eukaryota; Fungi; Glomeromycota; Glomeromycetes; Diversisporales; Gigasporaceae. The record is from the annotation of a GenBank genome assembly.
UGUUGAAAAAAACAUCUAAUGUGUUGCAGAAUGAGGAUUUAGUAAGGACAGCUAGAUUCAAUAUUAGUAAUGAAUCAAUUAAUAUUGAUAGUGCUAAUGGUACUGAAGAACAAGACCAAAUAAUGCAUGAACAUAUUCAAGAUGUUCAAAGAAUGAAUGUCAAUAUAGUUAAUGAGAAUGUGGAGCAGUCAAUUCAAG